Conger conger (European conger) is the source of this 1662-nucleotide messenger RNA. Its product is annotated as E3 ubiquitin/ISG15 ligase TRIM25-like. Lineage: Eukaryota; Metazoa; Chordata; Actinopteri; Anguilliformes; Congridae. The coding region runs from base 1 to 1662 and encodes 553 amino acids. The record is from RefSeq and is a predicted model, not a curated record. Gene Ontology annotation, molecular function: protein binding; zinc ion binding. The transcript has 6 exons.
AUGUCACAGCCUACAGGUGUUCUGGAUCAAGACCAGUUCAGCUGUUCGAUCUGUCUGGAUCUACUGAAGAAUCCGGUAGCUAUUCCCUGUGGACAUAGUUACUGUUUGGGCUGUAUUAAGGGCUACUGGAGUCAGGAUGAUCAUACUGGUGUCUUCAGCUGUCCCCAGUGCAGAGAGACUUUCUUCCCAAUGCCUGUUUUAAGAAAAAACACCAUACUAGCUGAUGUAGUCGAGAAACUGAAGAAGACAGGACUCCAAGCUGUCCCUCCUGUUCACUGCUAUGCUGGACCUGGAGAUGUGGUGUGUGAUUCCUGCACUGGGAGAAAGCACAAAGCCGUUAAAUCCUGUCUGAUGUGUCUGGCCUCUUUCUGUGAAACUCACCUCCAGCCUCACUAUGAAUCUCCUGCCUUUAAGAAGCACAAACUGGUCAAAGCCACUGGAAACCUGCAGGAGAAGAUCUGCUCUCAUCAUGACAAACUGCUGGAAGUUUACUGUCGUACCGAUCAGCAGUGUAUCUGUCUGCUGUGUAUGAUGGAUGAUCACAGAGGGCAUGAUACAGUCUCAGCUGCAGCAGAAUGGACAGAGAAACAGGUAAGGACUGGACUGAAGCGCAACAUGUUCCAGCAGAGAAUCCAGGAGAGAGAGAAGGAGCUGCAGGAUCUGAGGCAGGCUGUGCAGUCAGUCAAGCACUCUGCACAGGCUGCAGUGGACGACAAUGAGAGGAUCUUUACUGAGAUGAUCCGCUCUAUUGAGAGAAGGUGCUCUGAGGUGAAUGAGCUGAUCAGAGAUCAGGAGAAGGCUGAAGUGAGUCGGGCUGAAGGACUCCUGGAGCGACUGGAGCAAGAGAUUGCUGAGCUGAGGAGGAGAGAUACUGAGCUGGAGCAGCUUUCACACACAGAGGAUCACAUCCAUUUCCUCCAGAGCUGUCAGUCUCUCUGUGCCCCUCCUGGACCUGGAGACUUACCCAGCAUCACUGUCAGUCCACAUUUUUCUUUUGAGGCUGUGAGGAAAUCUGUCUCUGAACUGAAAGAGCGACUGGAGGAUAUCUGCAAGGGGGAACUGGUCAAAAUUCCUGAAUCAGUGAAAAAUGUCCCUACUGUAGAGCCCAGGACCAGAGAGGAUUUCUUACAGUAUUCCUCUCAGCUCACACUGGACCCCAACACAGUGAAUCAAAACCUCCGUCUGUCUGAGAGUAACAGAGUGGUGACCUCUGUGAGAGAGAUCCAGUCAUAUCCUGAUCAUCCAGAGAGAUUUGAUGGCAGGGCUCAAGUCCUGUGCAGAGAGGGUCUGUCUGGACGCUGUUACUGGGAGGCUGAGUGGAGUGGGUGUGAGGUUUGUAUAGCCGUGUCAUAUAAACACAUCAGCAGGAAAAAAGGACAGGGUGAUGACUGUGGUCUGGGAUAUAAUAACCUGUCCUGGAGUUUGGACCCUGCUGGGUCCAAAUACUUUUUCAGGCACAAUAAUGUCAGCACUUUAAUCCCUGUUCUCCCCUCCUCCUCCAGAAUAGGAGUGUACCUGGAUCACAGUGCAGGAACUCUGUCCUUCUACAGCGUCUCUGACACAAUAUCCCUCCUGCACAGAGUCCAGACCACAUUCGCUCAGCCCCUCUAUCCUGGGUUCUGGGUUUAUUUGGGAAGUUCUGUAAAACUGUGUGAUCUUUGA